AACUGAGAGGAGAAUGUUGAACAGCUCGCUCGCAGCUAUGAACACCACGGCGGAACCGCCGUCUUCUCGUCCGCUCACCAUCCCGGCGAUCAUGUUUAUUUUCGGGGUGCUUGGAAAUGUCAUCGCCAUCGUGGUUCUGCGCCUCUCGCGGAAGGAGCAGAAGGAAACAACCUUUUACACUCUCGUGUGCGGGCUGGCGGUGACAGACCUCCUGGGCACCGUUCUGGCCAGCCCCGUCACCCUCGCCACCUACGUAAAUGGCUCCUGGCCGGGAGGAGAGCCCCUGUGCCAAUACUCCGGCUUCAUCCUACUCUACUUCUUCUUGGUACAACUUAGCAUCGUGUUCACCAUGUCCGUGGAAAGGUUCCUGGCAAUAAAUCAUGCUUACUUUUACAACGAGUUUGUCAACCAGAGACUUGCGGCGCUGACGCUCUUUGCCGUGUACGUGACGAGCCUCGUGUUUUGCGCGCUGCCCAUCGCGGGCAUAGGACAGGUGAAGCUCCAAGCGCCGGGGACCUGGUGCUUCAUCGACUGGCAGAGCAACAACACCACAGUGAGAACUUUCAACCUGAUCUACGCGGGGGUGAACUCGGUGAUCGUGCUGGCCACAGUCUUCUGCAACGUGAUGGUGUGCGGAGCGCUGAUCCUGAUGCACAGGCGCUUCAUCCGCCGCACCUCUUUGGGCACGGACCCGCGGCGCAUCGCGGAGCUCCGGCGCAGGCGGAGCUUCAGACGGUUAGCCGGAGCGGAAAUCCAGAUGGUGGUCGUGCUCAUCGGAACCUCCGCCGUGGUUCUCAUCUGCUCGAUACCUUUAGUUUUGAGGAUCUUCGAAAAUCAGCUGUUCACAAACCAAACAUCGCAGAAUUCUGGGUUGAACAAGGACCUCAAUGCCAUCCGCAUGGCCUCCGUCAACCCCAUCCUAGACCCUUGGUUCUACAUCCUCCUGAAAAAGACAGUGGUUCUCAAAGUGCUGGAGAAGAUCAAGUGUCUGUUCUGUAAAAUGGGUGGCAGGGGACGACGGGGAGGAGGACGCUUUCAUUGUGCAGAUGGUGCCGUCUCCUCCUCCAUGGUCUCAAGGGAUUCCCCAUCACUGGUGACCCGGGAGCCAAUGGAAAGAGUCAGCACCCUACGAACUGUCCUGUACCCAAGUUGUGGGAACAUGAUGGGGAUGGCCUCAUUUCAGGCCAGGUCAGAGGACGGAUCUAGUCCAGCAGCAUCACAGACAUUGCAGUGCACACAGGAGGAAUCGCAGGCUCAGACAGUGCUCCUGCAGAGGGAACUAGAGGACAACAUGGCAUGUACGAUGCCUAAUCACCUUCCUAUUGGCCCUAAGGACACAGCUCUGCCGGUGACCCUCACAGAUAAGACUCCAAACAUGCAGGAAAAAUGCAUAUAACUAUCAGCAUGACCUCAGCAUCAUCAGUGUAUUAUCAAUGUAUUACUCAUCAGUAAUGAUUCCCCACACUUUAAUCCAAUCACAGCAGUUGUAACAUACAAAUCCACAGAAAACAUCAUAGAGGAGCUCUUCAGUUGCACUUUUAAGACUUUUGAACCACUUGCUUGGCCAUCAGGAAUGACGCAAAAUGAUUGUAAAGGAUGAACGUUAAAAUGUGAACACCGUGUUAAAUUAUUUAAAGUAUGAAACUUUAUGUUACUGUCUUCUCUGUGAGAAGGUUUAUAUACUUCUGUGCUAUUAUACAUUUCUAAAAGAUGAAUGCGCUUAUAGUGUGUUUGUGGUUUUUCUUUUUUAACAUCUGGACAUUUGCAAACAGUUUGGUAGUAUUAUAAGCAGAUCUCUGUGACAGCUAAAUGUAUAUUAUUCUCAUACCAAAAGGCAGCUAUACUGUGGUUUUUCUACAGCAAAGACACUAGAAGAUGACAAAAAGACCUUUUAAUGUGAUUUUUCUUCUAUAAACCUAUUUACCUUUUUUUUUACCUUAGUACUAUGAAAUAAUUCUAUGUUAUUUUGGCUUAAUGGAAAGUGCAGUACCUCCCAUCCAAUCGGACUUUGUGGGGAUGUUAAGAGAGGGGAUUAAAACAGAAGACAUCAAGUGUCCUGUCAGGCAAUAUUGUUUUUUGAACACUAUUCUCUUUGUGCUGCUAAAAAACAUCCCUUCAAUACAGGUUCACAUGCACCUGAUUUUCACUGAACAAACCCUAUGUUGUGUAGACAUCUUAAACUGAAAAUAAAAAUGGAUUCUUCAGAA
Girardinichthys multiradiatus is the source of this 2207-nucleotide messenger RNA. RefSeq names its product prostaglandin E receptor 4 (subtype EP4) b (gene ptger4b). The coding region runs from base 14 to 1396 and encodes 460 amino acids. Gene Ontology annotation, biological process: inflammatory response; positive regulation of cytosolic calcium ion concentration; negative regulation of inflammatory response. Lineage: Eukaryota; Metazoa; Chordata; Actinopteri; Cyprinodontiformes; Goodeidae. The transcript has 2 exons. Gene Ontology annotation, molecular function: prostaglandin E receptor activity. The record is from RefSeq and is a predicted model, not a curated record. Gene Ontology annotation, cellular component: plasma membrane.